GUUCCUGCUUCUUGUCAAAACUGUCCAUGUCUUCAAGGUUGAAGAAAUGACUGAUACCAAUGAGGUUGCUGCUCUGGGUCGACCUUUCACCCUAGGAAUGCUCUACAAUGCUCAGAAAGAUCAACUGAUUACAGGUUUGACUUUGUGGGAUGAUAAAACUCUGAAAGAGAACACAGUUGAAAUCUCUCAGCACAGCAGUGCAUUUGAAAUUUCUACAUCUGACUCCAUUGGAUCCAAGUCCUCUCUGCUGGAUGUUGAUGCUUCUCUGAAGGUCAGUUAUAUGUGUGGACUGAUUACAGUUGGAGGAUCUGCCAAGUAUCUGAAUGAUAAGAAGAAAUUCAAGAAUCAGAGCAGAGUGACGUGUCAGUACAAAGCUACCACACACUUCAAGGAGUUGAAAAUGAUUGACCAUUUAACCAUGAAAACCAAACAGACAGAUGUUAUUAGGAAGGGCUCUGCAACUCAUGUAGUCACAGGCAUCCUUUAUGGAGCAAACGCUUUCUUUGUGUUUGACAGUGAGAAAUUAGACGCCAGCAGCGUUCAGAACAUCCAGGGCAAAAUGGAAGCUGUGAUAAAGAAGAUCCCCUCAUUUAAUAUUGAGGGGAAAGUUGACAUCAAGCUGAAUGAUGAAGAAAAAGCUCUGACUGAGAAAUUCUCCUGCAAAUUCUACGGAGACUUCAUUCUUGAAAGCAACCCUACAACAUUUGUAGAUGCAGUGAAGACCUACAUACAACUUCCAAAGCUGCUGGGAGAAAAGGGAGAGAACGGUGUUCCACUGAAGGUCUGGCUGAUGCCACUGAAGAAAUUGUAUUCCAGAGCUCCUGAGCUGAUGAGAGAGAUCAGUGUUGGACUAGUGAGAAAGGCUGAAGAUGCUCUGGAGGACCUGAAUCACCUGGAAAAAGGAUGCAACGAUUUGCUAGAGGACACAGUGGUAAAAGAUUUACCACAAAUCAAUGAAAAGUUGAGCUGUUUCCAGAAACUGUGUCAUUAUUAUGCAUCUGACCUCAGACAGACCAUGGAGAAGAAAAUUCCCUUCAUCCGUAAAGGUAAAGAAGACGAGAGCGAAUUAGAAAAAGUCUUUGAAGACAGGGACAAGUCACCGUUCAGCCAUGAGAAGCUAACCAAGUGGAUGGACCAUAAAGAGAGAGAAAUCAACAUCAUCAGGUCCUGUGUAGAAAAGAUGGAGGGAACAAAGAUCAUCCGCAAUAAGUCAGAGCUGGACAGAGAGGUUCUAAGUGUAGAGGAUGCUCUGUGCUUUGUUUUCACCUCGUUAGAAAGUACCAAUGAAGAGCCGUGGUACUACUCAGACAAAGUUUUUGCCAAAAUGAGAGAAAAGGCCAGAUUUUUCCGCAAUAUCGAAAAAACACUGAAGAACAACAGCCGAUUCCGUUUCCUCAUAGCAGCCAUUGCAAAUAAGAAAUACACAGGAGCAACCAUCUACCAUUACAGGGAGGGCAAACUGGUCACUGAUGACUUUUUCACCCUCCCUCCUGUGGAGAAAAUCACAGACAGAAGAGAUUUGAUCUGGUAUUCCUGUGAUCUCACUCUGGACCCAGACACAGCGAACGGCUACCUCACUCUGUCUGAGGGGAACAAGAAGGCGGCUUAUGGAGCGUGGCAGUGGUAUCCUGACCUCCCGCAGAGAUUUGAUACUUAUGUGUGUCAGGUUCUGUGCAGAGAGGGGCUGACUGGGCGCUGCUACUGGGAGGUGGAGUGGAGUACUGGCUCAGUUCAAGGGGUUGCUGUUGGUGUUACCUACAAAGGCCUGUUUAGGAAAGGUAAUUAUGGCCAGUGUGGGCUUGGACGCAAUAUUAUGUCCUGGAGUUUAGACCACACAGGGUCCCCACCAGGGGAUACUCUCUGUGCAUGGCAUAAUAGUCAGUCACAGUAUCUCCCUGGUCCUGCUACUCGCUGCAGCCGACUGGGAGUGUAUCUGGACUGGCCUGCUGGCACUCUGUCCUACUAUAAUGUCUCAGCUGACACACUGAGUCACCUCCACACCUUCCACAACAAAUUCUCUGAGCCAGUUUACCCAGGCUUUGGGACUUGGUAUUACCCCAACUACGUGUUCCUGUGUCUGUAAUCUGCACCAUAUGAUUCACUUCAAGUUCACUGCGGUUUGACCACAAAAGUAUUUUUUCAUAUGUUUUUAUUGUGAAGCACCAUCAUGUUAGUCACAUAUAGCAAUGCAAUAUAACACUUCCACUAAAUAUAGAUCUCCCUGUCAUCCAUAUUUUUGUCUUAUCAAUAUCAUUAUUAUGGUUACUACAACUUUUUCUCUGCUGCUACUUCUUGUAGCUUGAGUUAGCCGGAUAAAGGCAACCUUUUACCUUCCUAGUCAGAUUUUUUUUCAAGCUGUAUGUAGUCUGAUUCACAGGAAGUACAUUACAUUAAUUCAUAUAGCUGACACUUUUAUCCUAUCCUUUUAUCUUACAAUUGCUAUCAGAGGUCGCACACCUCUGUCUUGCUCAGGGACACAUUGGUGGAUGUGUCACAGUGGGGAGUUGAACCCUGGUCUCUCACACCAAAGGCACGCGUCUUAUCUACUAUUCCAUCACCACCAAAGUAGGCUGUGGGUAAAAACCUGGCAAUGGCAGACUAUUUCCAAGUAGGUCUAUCUGCAGAUGCAAAGUACUUCAGGACACAGUUUUCCUUAAUAUUUUAUUUUUUAUUUCACUUAUC
Molecule: messenger RNA, 2682 nt
Organism: Micropterus dolomieu (smallmouth bass)
Lineage: Eukaryota; Metazoa; Chordata; Actinopteri; Centrarchiformes; Centrarchidae
Product: stonustoxin subunit beta-like
Exons: 4
Coding region: 47-2083 (678 amino acids)
Molecular function (GO): protein binding
Source: RefSeq, a predicted model, not a curated record